AUGAAGAAGAGUUAUUAAUUUAGAGCUUUAUUUUAUAAAAAUGCUGCUCUAUAAUCUCGCUAGAUUGGUACUAAUCUAUGUUAGAUGUUUACACCACUCUUGUGUUUAGGAUUUGUAUAUCUGAUUUAAGAGGUCGCAUUUGAUUAAUUCAAAGGAGCUAAUUUUUCAUUAGAUUUUCCUUAUUUGUUUAAUGUACCAGUCAUAUACUCAGGAUUACCUUAAUUAUUGAAUUUGACAUGUUUAUAGUGGUAUAAAUAGAUAGUAUAUUGUAGGUAUUACUUCAAUAGCUCUUAGUUAGGAGAAUAGGACAAAUAGUUUUUGGGUUAUAAUGAUGGAAAUUAGUAAACAUUGUACAUAUUAAAAAUAAGAUCAGUUGGAUUAUUGAGACACAUACUCUAAAGACCUGGGUGCAGUUACGAAACAUAAGACCAUUAAUUAGCAUUUAAAAAUGUCCCUUUUCUAUAGCAGCCCAAUAGUACAAUAAAUUUGGAUAUUUAUCAUUAAAUAGAAUAUUUACACACUGUGCCUUUUGUAAGAGGAUCUGAUCUAUAAGGUAUAGAUAUUAUUUUUAGUAUUCAAAAGACCUUUAUUUAAUUCCUGAUGGGGCAUACACAUUCUUUGAAGCUAAUGAAAAGAAGAUUAAUAUGAGUAUUCAAGUAAAUGAUAUUAGAUUACAUGAAUAUCAUAGAAGUAAUGGUAUAACCAAAAUAAGGUAAUCAUCUUUAUUCUAUUUAGAUACUAAAAUAAAGUAUAACCAAAUAAAACCAAUACCAUGAUGUUAGUAGCCGAAGGUUAAAUAGCCACUAUUGAUCUUAUCUCAAGAGCUUUAUUACAUUAUCAUAAUCCUAAUGUUUGGUUAGUCUCUGGAAUUGAAUAUAUGCCAUUAAAAGGAUAGGAUAAAAGCUUUCUCUUAAAAUUAAUUAAUGUUAUUGGAGCAAUGUUAUAUCCAUUAUCACUAUCCCUUUUAUUACCUGUAUUUUUGUAUGCUAUAGUAUUGGAAAAGGAAGAGAGACUCUUAUAAAUGAUGAAAAUGAAUGGAAUGAAAAUGAAAGAUUAUUGGAUAUUGUAAUAUGUAUUUUCUGGAUUGAUGACUUUUUUGACUUUCUCACUCUUUCUUUUUACAGGUAUCUACCUUGCAGGAUUAGCCUUACUUACAGAUACUAAUCUUACACUUCUAGUAAUCAUUUAUUAUAUAAUUAGAUAAUUGUAUUAACUGGAUGGGGAUUGUGUUAAAUUUCUUUGUCAUUUUUUUUCUAAGUCUUUGUUAGUAAAGCAAGAACAGCUACAAUUAUUGGAUAUUUAUUAUCAGUUUGGGGAUCUAUUAUUGCACUAACUACCAAUUUAGCCAUAUAUCCUGAUCCAUAUGAAAUACCAAUAUAUCUAUAAUUGAUACCAUAAAUAGCUUUUAAUAGAAUUAUUUAUAUAUUCUCUAUGGGUAAUACUAAUUAUUAAUUAUUUCAGCUUGUGCAUAAACAGGUUGUAUAAGUUAAUUUAGUCCUUUGACAAGUGAGAUAUAAGGAUGCAUAAUUUCAUUAUAUGUAAAUUUCAUUAUUUUUGGUCUUCUGGGUGUUUAUUUACAUGAAGUUAUUCCAUAAGAAUUUGGAGUUUCAAGUGAACCUUGGAUAUUUAGAUUAUUCAAAAAGAAAAAAAUAGAAUUUAGAGAUGAAGAUGAAUACAGAAUUAAUAUUUAAGAUGCAUAAGAAGAUUAAGAUUCUAAAAAUGAAAGAGAAAAAGUUUAUAAAAUUAAAAACUUUGAAGAUUAUCCACUUAUUUGUAAAGACUUAAGAAAAGUAUAUUAAAAUAAUGUAGCUGUUAAAUGUUUUUGUAUUGCAGUUGAAUAAGGAGAAAUCUUUGGUUUAUUGGGUCCUAAUGGAGCUGGAAAAACUUCAAUUUUAUCAGCUAUAACUGGUUUGUAUGAAUGUAAUGAUGGAGAAGCUUAUGUUGGUGGAUAUAGUAUUAAAAAUAAUAUGUAAUCUGUUUAAAUGAACAUUGGAGUUUGUCCAUAAUUUGAUUUAUUAUGGCCAGAAUUAACUGUUGAAGAACACUUAUUGUUUUAUGCUAGAUUAAAAGGAAUUAACAAAUAGAAUGAACGUAUUAAAGUGUAAUAGAGCAUGUCAGAAGUCAAAUUAGAACCUUAUUUCAAUUAUUAUGCAAAUUAACUUUCAGGUGGAAUGAAGAGGAGAUUAUCAAUUGCUAUUGCACUUGUUGGUGAACCUUUAAUAAUAUUCCUUGAUGAACCCUCAACUGGAUUAGAUCCUGAAAACAGAAGAUAACUUUGGGAUAUUAUAUCAUAAUGUAAAGGUAAAAGAGCUAUGGUACUUACUACUCAUUCAAUGGAAGAAGCAGAUGUACUUUGUACUAGAGUAAUUAUAUUGAAUUUAUUAUAGAUUGGAAUCAUAAGUUCUGGAGUUCUAAGAUGUAUUGGUAAUUCAACACAUUUAAAAUCUAUAUAUGGAGGUGGUUAUCAUCUCUUUAUUAGUUCCCAUAAAGAACUUUAUCUUUAAAAAAAUAAUGAUACUCAUAAGUAAUUACACUAUUUUAGUUUAGUUAAUAAUAUUAUUAAAAAAUGAUAAAAAAUUUUUUAAAAAGCAUUUUACCCUAAGCCAUACUUGUACAGGAAUUUAAUGGCAACUUUAUUUAUUAAGUGGAUAAAAAUUAAUUAGUUGUUUCUGAAGUCUUUUAGUCUAUAGAAUCAAAGAAAGAAGAACUUAGAAUCUAAGAUUGGGGAAUAAGUUAAGCUACUUUAGAAGAUGUAUUUAUGAGAGUUGUAGAAAUGUGA
Messenger RNA from Paramecium pentaurelia, 2779 nucleotides. The record is from the annotation of a GenBank genome assembly. Lineage: Eukaryota; Ciliophora; Oligohymenophorea; Peniculida; Parameciidae.